Hymenoscyphus albidus is the source of this 1042-nucleotide messenger RNA. The record is from the annotation of a GenBank genome assembly. NCBI's taxonomy places the organism in Eukaryota, Fungi, Ascomycota, Leotiomycetes, Helotiales, Helotiaceae.
AUGAAUACCAACACAAACGUGAAAAGAGAGGAUUCUAAGCGAGGUCGCUUCAUGAAUGCCAUCAAAACUGGUAGUUUCCGUAAAGAACCCAAACCUAAACCUACUGGGCCUCAAAUGGUAGAAGACCAUCAAACGUACGUGGACCGAGGAUUGUGCGCAAAUUGUACGCUUUCCCAAGACCUAUUCGAUUGUGGGCACACUUAUAAUCGCGAAGCGACUAUGUGUGCGGACCACAGUGGCCUUUCGCUAGGACUUCCAGGCAUCAAUGUCACUCCAGAUGUUGUACGCCAACAGGGUCUAUGCGAACCAUGUACCUUACGUUCUGCGGAGGAAGCUAAACUAUCAAACUUCCUGACCAUUCGUGGGCUUUCCAAGAAGAAGUGGGGAAAGUUGGAGAACAGAGGAAAGGAAUUGGUAACUGAGAUGGAGAGAGCACGAGCAUUGACUGAGGAUGAAUGGAUAGAAUUCAAGACUUGGAAAUUGGCCGAAAUUGAGGAGAACAACCGUAUCUCCACUCUCAAGUCUGAUGAUGCCAAGGCUGAGGAGCAAAGCCUUCGGGCUCAGAUCGGGCAUCUUACUCCACGAAAGCGUCCUGCUAUGGCAGUUCGCCCAGUCAAUCCUUAAUAGUCAUAUCCCCUCAAUCGCUUCCAACUCAGCAUCUCAAAUUGGCCAAGUAUUCCCCGCUUUUUUCCAAAAUCAAUUUAUAACCUUUUCUUACUAAUAUUUCUUCUUACGCUUUGACCGAUUCUUUUUCUAGAUCAAUUUCUUCUAUCAUAAUCAAACUGAUCCUGACCCCAUAGUUCAUACAUAUAAGCCAUGUAAACUAACUUUCGCAGCUCACCCUACCUAAAAGCAAAAUUGCCCAAGCAACUUCAUGUUCACCUGAUCUAGCUCUAGCGCCCUCCAUUUCGUUCACAGAGGAAUUCGAAGCCACGCAAUCUACUCAAGUUGUUAAUAGUAAAUGUAAGGUCAUUCUCAUUUGUAUCUCUUACUGUGAUUUCCUUAAACCACUCUCGAAUUCCAUGCAGUUCCUGGAAUUUAA